Molecule: messenger RNA, 1387 nt
Organism: Babesia bovis T2Bo
Lineage: Eukaryota; Apicomplexa; Aconoidasida; Piroplasmida; Babesiidae
Product: oxidoreductase NAD-binding domain containing protein
Exons: 5
Coding region: 348-1340 (330 amino acids)
Molecular function (GO): oxidoreductase activity
Source: RefSeq, a predicted model, not a curated record
AUUAUAUUUACGUAAAACAUAGUGUAUAGCUUUCACAACGAUUUUGUAUAGAAUGGUUAUUUGGAUGACUGCAGCCUAGCCAUAUGAAUGUCUUAUAGAUUCUACAUUUCGUUGUGUCCAUAAAAAAUUACAAUGUAUACCUGGAUUCUUUUUUGUUAACACAGCGUUUCCCUUUAUAUUCGAAUGUAGUCGUAUUUGAAUAUUUAUGCUACUUUAUAUCGCACUCAAUUGUAAUUUAUCCAUUUAAUGCUCCAGUUUGUGUCUAGUGGAAAGAACGUUGGAUGUUAAACUAGAUGGUGGAUAAUUCUGAAUGCGUCUAACACGUUAGAUGGCAUUUUAUUGAGCUGAUGGGCCCUUUGUUAUUACUAUUUUGGUUAUGCGUUUUCGCUAAUGGGCCAUAUAUAUUAAUUAAAGCGUAUUUAAGGAGAUCCGCAUCAUCUUCAAGAAUUGAAUGUUUACAUUCUGUUCCGGAUUCAGGAAAAUUUAGAUACACUGUAAAAUCACCUCUUGAAUGCAGUAUUCGAUCAUCACGUUUAAUCGGUACAAAUGGCAUUGAUCGUAGUUUUUACCACAUUGUUAUUGAGCACAACGGCUUAUACAAAUAUGAGCCUGGUCAGUAUUGCGGCGUGAUACCUCCAGGCAUAUCGGAGAGAACGAAGCGGAAAUAUGCACCCAGGUCAUACUCUUUGGCUCCGGUGUUGGAUGACGAUGGCGUUGAUCCUUCAACAUCUUUCUCGUUAGGCAUACGCGCACCCAUUAUCCUUCCUGAGAACAAACAUAUGUUCCGUGAUAUUUGUAUAUGUUCCCAAUUUCUAUCAGGUGCUAUUCCUGGUACUCCUGUAAGUGUAACAGGCCCUUUUGGCAAGUUUGUGUUGUCUCCUGGUGACCUUACUGGAGAUCGCAAUUUGCUUUUUAUCGCUACCGGUAGUGGAAUUGUUCCCUAUAUGGGAUUUUUGAAAGCCAUUUUGGAAAAGUCCAAUUCCAAAAUCAUGGAAUUGGGCCGCAUAUUGUUGCUCUUUGGUGUUCAAUCACCUGAUACAUAUUUGUAUAGAGACACCAUUGAGAGAUAUGUAUCAGAUUUCAAUGGCCGUCUGACAGUUAUCCCUUGUUAUUCACGCUAUGGAGUGGAUUCAGAACGUGGUUAUGUACAGGAUGUUAUACUACGUGAAAUGGACAUGGUUAAGUCCUUAUGCUCCUAUGGAGGUUUGGAGUGCAGCGUUUACAUAUGUGGGCACAAGUCCAUGAAAAAUGCAGUUAUGGAAUCAUUGAUGACGGUCUUUGAGGGCGAUCCAAAACGCAAUGCGAUUAUGAAUGCUGUGAAGGUUGAAGUCUACGAGUGAUAAUAUAGCUUAUUGUUAGCAUUUUCAUUGUACCUUAACCAAAUCAU